GGGGCCCUGGGUGAGGCCAAGCCUGGCCCAUAAAUAGGGGUCUCCUCCGUGCUCUCCACUCCUGCCGCACACCUCCCUCCCUCGCCCACACUGCUGGCACCGGGCCCCAGACACCUGCUCUGCUUCGAGAGAAUGGCUGCUCAGCACACUCUGUGGAUGGGGCUGGUCCUGCUGGGGCUGCUGGGCGGCCUGCAGGCAGCAGCCGAGGCCCAGGUCUCCGUGCAGCCCGACUUCCAGCAGGAAAAGUUCCUGGGGCUCUGGUUCAGCGCGGGCCUCGCCUCCAACUCGAGCUGGCUCCGAGAGAAGAAGGCGGCGCUGUCCAUGUGCAAGUCGGUGGUGGCCCCGGCCUCGGAUGGCGGCCUCAACCUGACCUCCACCUUCCUCAGGAAAAACCAGUGCGAGACCCGAACCAUGCUGCUGCAGCCCGCGGAGUCCCUCGGCUCCUACAGCUACCGGAGUCCCCACUGGGGCAGCACCUACUCGGUGUCAGUGGUGGAGACGGACUACGACCAGUACGCCCUGCUCUACAGCCAGGGCAGCAAGGGCCCCGGCGAGGACUUCCGAAUGGCCACGCUCUACAGCCGAACCCAGACCCCCAGGGCUGAGUUCAAGGAGAAAUUCACUGCCUUCUGCAAGGCCCAGGACUUCACAGAGGAUACCAUUGUCUUCCUGCCCAAGACCGAUAAGUGCAUGACGGAACAAGAAUAGGGCUCAUGGGAGCCAGGGGCAGAGGAAAGCCCCCCUACCCGCACCUGCUCCAUCCAGCCGGAGUAGGGGUGGGCUGGGAAGACCGCAGCCUCCAUCAUGGCCUUCCUCUUGCACCCCCAGGCCUGAAGCUGGGACCCCCGCCAGCCAGGUGACCCCCAAGUUCUGGAUGUCUCUGCUCUGUUCCUUCCCUGAGACCUGCCCCGGCUCCCCACUCAAGUGCCCCCGCUCCCUUGGGCUUCAUUCUGGCUCUAUGCAAUAAACUCUGGAAGCAAGUCA
Messenger RNA from Cebus imitator (Panamanian white-faced capuchin), 984 nucleotides. It is a transcript of the gene PTGDS, whose product is annotated as prostaglandin D2 synthase. Gene Ontology annotation, molecular function: small molecule binding. The record is from RefSeq and is a predicted model, not a curated record. Lineage: Eukaryota; Metazoa; Chordata; Mammalia; Primates; Cebidae. Bases 133 to 708 code for a protein of 191 amino acids. The transcript has 7 exons.